Anarrhichthys ocellatus (wolf-eel) is the source of this 2655-nucleotide messenger RNA. It is a transcript of the gene slc25a23a, whose product is annotated as solute carrier family 25 member 23a. Gene Ontology annotation, biological process: transmembrane transport. Gene Ontology annotation, molecular function: calcium ion binding. The record is from RefSeq and is a predicted model, not a curated record. NCBI's taxonomy places the organism in Eukaryota, Metazoa, Chordata, Actinopteri, Perciformes, Anarhichadidae. Bases 193 to 1665 code for a protein of 490 amino acids. The transcript is spliced from 11 exons.
CGGGACCCGCUGAAUCCAGAGGGACCUGCUCGCUUGCUCGGUGCCAAAUCCAGUUUCAGGACGGAGUCAGGCCCAGUAAACUGAGCUCCGGACGCGCUGGUUCCUUUUGGGUCCUGACUCCGGACCCCCUUGCGUCCUACCAUGGGCCGCGUCUUGGAGAUAAACAGACAUUUACUCUGACUGGCACCAGUUAUGAGACCCCAAUGGACCUGGUUCCCUUCGGCGCACUGCCAGGACAGCAAAUCUCCUGGUCCGGACCAGGAGAGGGAGAGGCGCUGGGCUGAGCUGUUUGAUCAGCUGGACCUCAACAAAGAUGGACACAUCGACAUCGUCGAACUGCGGACAGGGCUGGCAGGCAGGGGGCUUUCCAGAGGCUCCCUGGAGAAGAUGGUGGAGGCCGGAGACACCAACCAGGAUGGAGUACUGGACUUUAAAGAGUUCACCCAGUACCUUCGCACCCAUGAAAAAGAGCUCAAACUCAUGUUUAGAAGUCUGGACAAGAACAAUGACGGUCAGAUAGAUGCAGCAGAGAUCCAGCACUCUCUACGCACCAUUGGUGUGGAGAUUAGCCUCAAGGAUGCCACCAGGAUUCUGCAAAGAAUGGACAAAGACGGCACCAUGACCAUUGACUGGAAUGAGUGGCGGGACUUCUUCCUGUUUAGGCCUCUCACUAACAUGGAGGACGUAGCGCGCUACUGGAAACGUUCAAUGAUGUUGGAUAUAGGUGAGCAGCUGACAGUCCCAGAUGAUUUUUCUGAGGAGGAGAAGAAGUCUGGCUAUGUGUGGCGGCAGCUGAUGGCUGGAGCCUUCGCUGGAUCUGUAUCUCGGACUGGGACCGCUCCCUUAGACCGCCUCAAAGUCUUCCGACAGGUCCAUGGUUUUGUUGAUUUUAAAGGGACUGUGCUGAACGGUUUUCAGUACAUGCUGAAAGAAGGAGGACUGCGGUCAUUAUGGAGGGGCAAUGGAAUCAAUGUGCUCAAAAUUGCCCCAGAAACUGCUAUCAAGUUCACAGCUUAUGAAAAGAUCAAGAAUGUGAUGCGUAGCAAAAAUGAGACAAGAAAUCUGAGGGUUCAUGAGAGGUUUGUUGCCGGCUCUUUGGCUGGAGCUACAGCUCAGACAGCCAUCUACCCAAUGGAGGUGCUGAAGACCCGUCUCACACUUAGGAAAACAGGCCAGUACUCAGGAAUAGCAGACUGUGCCAAACAGAUCCUACAGAGAGAAGGUGUCGCAGCCUUCUACAAAGGCUAUGUACCCAACCUGCUCAGUAUUGUCCCUUACGCCGGCAUCGACCUGGCCGUCUACGAGACUCUGAAGUUUGCCUGGCUGAACAGGAACAGAGGUUUAGCUGACCCAGGGGUCAUGGUGCUGGUCGGCUGUGGUGCCGUUUCCAGCACCUGUGGACAGCUGGCGAGUUACCCGCUGGCACUGAUCCGCACUCGAAUGCAGGCACAAGCUUCAGUGAAGGGAGCCCCCAAACCCUCCAUGUUGGCCUCGCUUUACAGCAUCGUGACGCAGGAGGGUGUGGCCGGACUUUAUCGAGGAAUUUCCCCCAACCUGCUGAAAGUGGUCCCUGCUGUCAGCGUGUCCUACGUCGUCUAUGAAUACACAAGGAUAGUCCUGGGAGUGGACAUUGAGGGUAGGAGGGGUGGGAAAGAGAAGGCGUAGAAUAAGGUUUGAUGGUUUGGGGUGGCUUUCAACUACAAGCACGUACAGAUCUGUUGGCAGUGCAUGAAGACAUGGCCCUUUACUGUGGAUAAAUACAUGGUUUUGUGAUCACAGAUCGUGAGUGUUCAGGGUGAGGACGAUAGGACGGAAAAUCGACCAAAAAAACCUGUCGUUAAAGCCUCACAUUUGGAGGACCUCACCUGAACCGGCAGCUGCUGUGAUGAGUUACUUGUGUGAUAUAUUGAAUUGCAGUGCAUGCAGUUGUGUGAAAGCUAAUCCACCAGCUUCCUGCUACUGCAUUGACUUGGACAGAUGAAGACUUGCAUGAUCUUGCCUGAGAACGAACAGGUAAAGGAGGCCAUGUUACAUUCCUACAGCAUUAUUUUUUUCUCCUAGGUGGUAUAUAGAGAAGAUACAGGAUUGAUAGGAGGACUGAUUCAACUUCCUGUUCUGUACGCGAGGGGAACCUGAAGUCGCUGCACAUCGGUGGAGUUACAGACUUCUGACUUUGAAUGAUAGCGUCUUAAAUAAAUGUUACAAAUACUACAAUACAGCAAUAAUUUUAAAACAACAACAAUGUCUGAACAUACCUCCAAUGACGACUGAAACACAGGAUGGUGAAAAAAGGAGGAGACGCUGUCGAUCUUCUCUUUCCUGUGAGGAUUACUACUGAGUACUGUAUUUUUCACAGGAGUGGAACUACCAAAGCCAUAUCAAGAAGCGCAGAGGAUUCAUAGUUACCUCUCAUGCAAAAUGCUCAUGUUUUAUAAAUGUUCCUAUGUUUGAAACACUCCAGGGUCUAGUGCCACACUGUAUUUUCAGAAACUGUGCACAAUGUGCAGGUUCAACAGUAAGGUAAAGUGUUCGCUUUGUCUAUAUCAUGAAACAAUAAGAAAUGAGAUUUAAUGCCAAUGAACAUUCUUGAUGUGUCAGUAUUUAAUACGUAAUGUGCAAAUAAAUGCAUGCAUGGUGCUGCUUUUGUUAAACAAA